Molecule: messenger RNA, 703 nt
Organism: Magallana angulata
Lineage: Eukaryota; Metazoa; Mollusca; Bivalvia; Ostreida; Ostreidae
Product: 39S ribosomal protein L32, mitochondrial-like
Exons: 3
Coding region: 69-614 (181 amino acids)
Biological process (GO): translation
Cellular component (GO): large ribosomal subunit
Molecular function (GO): structural constituent of ribosome
Source: RefSeq, a predicted model, not a curated record
GGUUCUCGUUUUAAGAAUGGUAACCAGUUUUUCUUAAAGUCACGUUUUGACUUCCGAACAAAAAGAUCAUGAGUUUGCUAACAAGGUUUCAGCGAGUUUUGCAAAACUUUUCCAACGGAUUCAGGUUAAAUGUGCCAGCUUUAGCCACAGUGAAUUGUUUACCUGAAAAAUCAGAGAACAGUUCACAUCUUACACUACAGCAAUGCUUUGAGAACAUCAUGAGGGCAGCUGUGCCAAAGAACAGGCGGUCAAAGGAGAAACGGGCGACCAGAAAGAUGGGUCAUUUCAAAUUAUUCAAGAAGGAACAUUUUAAAGAAAAAACAGAGACAUGUUUGACAUGUGGAAACUAUUACAGGCGAGGAUUUCUCUGUGAUCAUUGUUAUAAUGUUGCCAAAAGGAAAACAAUGAAAAUUUGGAAGGAUAUUGGUGACAAAUACAUGAACUUUCAGUAUUUCACGGUGGAUGGUAAUCCUGAUAAUGUGAGGAGAUCAUUUAAGUACGAAAAAGUGCAGGACUGGUUUACUGACAAUGAAAAUCAAACCACGGCAUCGGAACAAAAAGACCCUAGUGCUUCUGACACCACGCUAACCAAAGAGCAAGUCUCAAACACUUAAAACAUCCAAUGUUUAGUGUAUAGGAGAGGGUUUAGAAUUAAAUACAGAUGUACCAUUGUGUAUGAAAUAAUAAAUGUUUAAUGCGUGUA